Peromyscus californicus insignis is the source of this 3306-nucleotide messenger RNA. Its product is annotated as tumor necrosis factor receptor superfamily member 14-like. Gene Ontology annotation, molecular function: protein binding. Gene Ontology annotation, biological process: positive regulation of T cell migration; defense response to Gram-positive bacterium; positive regulation of peptidyl-tyrosine phosphorylation. The record is from RefSeq and is a predicted model, not a curated record. NCBI's taxonomy places the organism in Eukaryota, Metazoa, Chordata, Mammalia, Rodentia, Cricetidae. Gene Ontology annotation, cellular component: external side of plasma membrane.
UUGACUUUGGGUGUCUUCAAUUGCCACUUUGUUUAUAGAGUCAUGGGUCACUUACUAAACCUAUAACUCACCAAUUCUGGCUCACCAGUGUAGCCAGAUCACUUUAAUGGCCCUGUCUCUGCCUCCUGAGUUUUUGGAUUACAGGUGGACACACCUGCUUGGAUUUUACAUGAUUUCCAAGGAUCUAAAUUCCAGUUUUCACACUUAUGAGUUUUCACACUGUACCAUCUCCUCAGCCCUUAAAUGUAUGCAUCUUUUACUCUAAAAUAUACUUUUAAAAUUUCAUUUUAUUGUUUUAUAUGUAAGAAUGUUUGUCUACAUGUAUGCCUGUGUAUCACGUAUAUGCCUGGUACCCAUGGAGGCUAGAAGAGGGCGUUGCAUCCCCUGGAGUUUGAGAGGGUUGUGAGCUACCAUGUGGAUUCUGGGAACCAUGGGUCUUCUGGAAGAGCAACCAGUGCUCUGCACCACUAAGCCAUCUUUUUAGCCUCUUUUUUUUUUUUUAAGAGAACUUUUGGUUUACAGUAAAGUAAACCACAAGAGCCAGUGUUACACAGCUUUGCGCAAGUGUGAGAAAACAUCUGAGAAAAACUCAGCGGAAAGAUUUUCUUUGUCUUAUAGUUUCAGAAACAGAAAACUGCCCACUUCAUGGCAGUGGAAGAGAGUGAAGGAGGGACUGGAGGUAUAUUCUUUGUGUGUGUGUGUUCUCUAGAAUAUCCAUUUUUCCUUUUUCCCCCAAUAUAAUAUUUUUAUUAAUUAUUUGGUAAUUUCAUACAAUGCACCCAGAUCACAAUCACUCCCCAUCCCUCUCAGGUGCACUCUCCUACUCUGCUCCCCAUCACCCCGCCCCCAAAGAAAUGAAAAGUCCAAUCUGUGUUGCCCAUGUACUCACUGGAGCAUGGUCAAACUCGUAGUGGCCUGCCCCUUAAGGAAAACUGAGUCCUUCCCCACCUUGUUCACCCUAUCAGAAGCCAUCAGCUGUCAAGAGCUACACUUCAGCACUUUUAUCACAGAUUUUAAAGGGCUCUCUUCAGUAACUUCAUAUCUGAACAGUUUCUUUUGGGGGGGCGUUGGGCAGAGGCUGUCACAGAAGCCUUCAACAUCUCUCAUUCUCAGUUAUGAGUCUGUAGUCGUUGAUACCACUACAGAAGAAGCUUCCCUGCCCAUGGCAGUGGACAGCAGCACAGAUCACAUACACCAACAUGGCUUCUGGUGGCAGCAUGGAUCAUGGAAGUCUUCAUCCAGGAAGUGAACCAUUCUUCAUCUUGGAUAUCUACUUGUUGCUUAUCGUCAGGAUGAUCGUUGUGUCUGGGGACAGGACCUGUAGCCUCUACGGUUAGAGCGAGCAGCCGUGGCCCCAUACUGUGGGCCAGGCCUGCAGGCUGAGUGGUGGCACUGGCCUACUGGGCUGUGAUGGGUGAGGUGGCCCAGGACAGGCCAUACUCUGCAACAGCAUGCUCCUUUGUUCACCCUGGUGGUACUCCCAUACCUGUUGCUGUAUCUCUGGUUCUGUUUCUCUCCACUGGGUGUGCGGCUCUGUUCCACCAGGGGACUAUUUCCUCUAAUCAAGUCCACUUCUUACUUUGCACUACCUCCCAACGAGGCCAUUAAAUAAUAGCUCCAUUUAUGGACUAAUAAUACUAAAUCAGAGCCCUCAUGAUCCCAUCUUUUCAAGAUUGCAACCUGCUGAGGGCCAAGACUUUAGCACAGUAACAUGGAAGUGGAGCUGGGGACAUCCCAGCCAUAGUAACUGGGAAGAGAUGGAAAGCUUCUGUGGGAGGGUCCUGUGAGAAGGGUGCGUUGGGAGGAGGGUCAAUGGAUCAAGUGCCCAGUUCCCCGAGGCUGAGGUUCCUAGGUUGGUCUGUCUAUCAGCAAACUCAAGAUGAACACCAAGGCCGGUUUUAUGUUUGCAGUGACCUGGAAGACAGACAUACUUCCAAGGGUGUACAUAGGGGCUGGGACAGUACAGAGGAGAAUUUGUGGGUGUCCCUGGUCUGCCUCUGUGGCUAAGGCUCUGAUCUUGUGGGGCUGGCCUACUAGGAGCUCCUCCCAGCACCUUUCCUAGUCUGAUUGGUCUGGCCAAUCUACCUCUGGAAGAGCUCAGAAUUCUGGCUUCUGGGCUGGACACCACCUGACCCUAAAAUUGUUCUUUUCUGGUGUUCCCCCUGGGCAACUGUGGACAGAAGGCACUCACUUGGGAGAUAUCUGAAGGGCUCCAACAGGCCCAAGCAGAGCAAACAGGGUGCUGACAGGCCUUGCCCUUCGCCCUCCCCUCUCCCUUUUGAAACCAUUAGAUACAUUCCUAAAGCUAGUCACCAAGGUCUAUUUCCUUAUUUAACCACUUCCUUUAUGCCUGACUAAAACUUCAAGGUCCAACUAUCAAAACACCAAUGUCUAGCAAUCAGAAUUCAUUAUUUGGUUACACUGACUUACCUGUCCAAUCAGGACUUACCAACUCACCCUAACACAGACCUCCCACUUUUCUCAUUAAAACACGCUCCUGCAGUCAUGCUUGCUGCUGUCUGUCUGAUACAGAGGAACCACCUCCUUCCAACCCUGGCUUAUCCCUCCAGGGUAAUAAAUAUCCUUUGUGCUGAGAAUUUGGUGUGUGUCCUGUGCCAACUCCGAGGCCCCUUCAUCAUCCAAGUUCCUUCCUGAGGGCUCUGUGCUGCAUUUCUCUUUUGUUUUCACUUUUUGCUGAUGGGCGAGGAGGGUGUGUGUGAGGCCCAGAGCCCAUGGGGCUCCUGGCCUGCAGUGUCUUGAUCAGGAACAUGGAACCUCUGCCAGGAUGGGGGUCUUCACCCUGGAGCCAGGCCCCCACAGCCAACACCUUCAGCCUGGUGUGGUGUGUCUUCCUUUUGAACGUCCUGUGCUGUCUCUCUGUCCAACCCUUAUGCAGAGAAGAGGAGUAUUCUGUGGGGGACGAGUGCUGUCCCAUGUGCAACCCAGGUUACCAUGUGAAGCAAGCCUGCAGUGAGUGGACAGGCACAGUGUGUGCCCCCUGUCCCUCACAGACACACACUGUCCAUGCAAACAGCCUGAGCAAGUGUCUGUCCUGCGGAGUCUGUGAUCCAGACAUGGGCCUAGUGACCUGGCGGGAGUGCUCCAGCCGGGAGGACACUGUGUGCUGCUGCAGUCCAGGCUACUUCUGUGAGACCCAGGAGGGGGACCACUGUUCUACAUACACCACCUGCCCUCGGGGACAGAGGGUCCUGAAGAGAGGUGAGCUAGCCGAAUGUAGGUUCCUCCUUUGAGGCCAUUCUUGUCCCAUGGCCUCUGCUGCCUGGUGUCCAGAAACCCUCCAGCUCA